GAGAAGAUCUGCUGUCUAAAAAGGAAAAAAAAAGCGCUGCAUAUUCAGAUCCUCAAUCAGCGUGAAUGGCAUUAACAAAGGAUUCAUCUGCAUGGAUUAAAUGGAUUAUCACAGCUGCCUGGUGGCUGCUGAUUGUUUUUUCAACACAAGAAAUUGAUGGGGGUGAAUAUGCAUAUAUUGAUCCAUGCGGGGGACAGGAUUGUUCAGUUUGUCGGUGCUUUCCAGAAAAAGGAUCAAGAGGUCAGCCUGGUGAGUUGGGAGCUCAAGGUCCCAUUGGAUCCUUGGGAUCUACAGGACCAGCUGGUCUGCCAGGUGAAAAAGGUCAGAGAGGUGAGAAUGGGCAACCUGGGCCAGCUGGAGGAAAAGGUGAUAAGGGUCCCACAGGAGUCCCGGGAUUUCCUGGUUUAAAUGGUGUUCCUGGAUUACCAGGAAGUGAAGGACCCCUGGGUAAACGUGGUUUGGAUGGCUGCAAUGGCUCAAGAGGAGAUCCAGGAUUCCCAGGCGAAAAUGGAUACAUUGGACCAAGAGGUCAUUAUGGAGACAGAGGUGAUCCUGGACCUCCUGGCAUGCCAGGACCUAGAGGAUCAAGAGGUACUACAGGCCCAUCUGGAUACCCAGGCCAACCAGGCUUGCCUGGUACACCAGGUUUCCCAGGUUUCCCAGGUGAACAGGGAAAUCCAGGCAUUGGAGUGGAUGGACAGAAGGGGGAGCCGGGUGAUGUUGGACUUCCUGGGCCACCAGGCUCACCACUGUUAAUUGGACCUCCUGGAGCUCAGUUGUUCAAGGGAGAAAAGGGUCAAAAAGGACUUCCUGGGGUUACGGGAUAUAGAGGACCACGUGGACCUAAGGGUGUAUCUGGGAGAGGAGAAAAGGGUGAAAAAGGUAUUCCUGGAUUCCUUGGAGUACGGGGUAGUCCUGGAUCUUAUGGACCUGCAGGGGUUCCUGGAAUAAAGGGAGAACCAGGAGUUGCUGGUUUUCCUGGACAAGUUGGCUAUCCAGGCGUAAAGGGGGAUCCUGGAGAAAAAGGGCCCCCAGGUCCUCCUGGAACUGUUGGAGCUCCAUUCUUUCCUGUAAAAGGUCUGCAGGGAGAUCCUGGAUUUCCAGGUCCUGCUGGUGAUAUGGGGUCGAUUGGACCACCUGGCCCUGCAGGCCCACUAGGAAGACCAGGAGAUGAUGGAACAAGUCUGCCUGGCCUGCCAGGAACAAGUGGGGUACCAGGACCACAAGGUUUUCAAGGUGACCCUGGUUUCCCUGGAACAGGUGAAUCAACCCCAGGAAGACCAGGAUUUCCUGGGCUGCCAGGAUUACCAGGACAGCCAGGAAGACCAGGAUUACCUGGGCCACCCAGUGUAAUUUGUACUGACAGAGGAGUACCUGGAGAACCUGGAGCAAAAGGUCAGACAGGCCCUCCAGGAAGGAAAGGUGAAAAAGGAGAAAAGGGAAAUCAAGGCCUCUGCUCAUGUAGUCCUGGUCCUCCUGGUGUCCGUGGUAUACAUGGACCUCCAGGUACUCAAGGAAAGAAAGGACAAAUGGGAUACCCUGGAAGAUAUGGAGAAAAAGGCAGUCCAGGCUUAUCUGGUGCAAUAGGAUCACCAGGGCUCCCUGGAACACCUGGUUCUGCUGGGCAAGAUGGUGAAAAAGGAGAGAAAGGUGACCCAGGAAGAAUUAGAAUAAAAGGAAUAAAAGGAGAAAGAGGUCCUAGAGGGAUUCCAGGAUUUCCAGGCCAAAGAGGAAAUUAUGGCAGAGAUGGGGAAUUAGGAUUGCCUGGAGAGAAAGGAGACAAGGGUGACUCUGGAGUACCACUGCUGGGUGACAAAGGGUUCCCUGGGGUCCCAGGGAGUCCUGGGGUGAAAGGACGUAUGGGACUGCCUGGCCUGGGCUUUCCUGGCCCCCCAGGAGUCCGAGGAGUGCCUGGGGACUUCGGGGAUCCUGGUAGUGCUGGGCCACCUGGGCCAAAGGGUCAGAAAGGUGAGACAGUUUGUAUUACUCCACCAUCCCCUGGAAGUCCAGGGCACCCAGGUUUUAAAGGUGCUCAAGGACAAAAGGGUUUAAAAGGACUCCCUGGUCGUCCCGGACCAAAUGGCUUUGAUGGGCAGAAAGGCCAGCCAGGCAGACCAGGAGCAGGAAUCCCUGGGCCGCAAGGCUUUCGAGGAAAAGCUGGUGAUCCUGGUGAUGAGGGUGUAAGAGGAUCUACGGUUGAUGGUAAAAGUGGUCCUCCAGGUCCACCCGGCUUAGAUGGUCAGAAGGGUGUUCCAGGUGAUACCACAUAUGGUCCUCCAGGAAUCCCAGGCUAUAGAGGACCGCCAGGACCACCUGGAGACUGGUCCAUACCUGUGAGCUCUCUGCAGCUGGUCCAUACCUGCCAGCCUGGCACUCCAGGAUUUCCAGGAGCCAAAGGUUUUAGAGGCCCAGAAGGUGGUAUAGGAGUACCAGGCUGUCCAGGCUUCCCUGGUCUCCCAUGUGACAGGGGCUUGCCAGGGCCACCAGGACUCAGAGGUGUCUUAGGCCAACCAGGCGCUCAAGGAUUACAAGGCUUUAAAGGUCAGAGAGGAGACAGAGGCCUUGUAGGACCACCUGGCCUGAAAGGUCUCAAAGGCUCUCCUGGCUCCCCGGGGCCCCCAGGACCUCCAGGCUCCCGCGGAGUUCCAGGAUCUCCUGGGGAUAGGGGAGCACCUGGUUUCCCAGGCCAAACAGGAAGCAAAGGGAUUCGAGGACCUCAAGGAUUCCCAGGACUCCCAGGAAUACAAGGGCCAAUGGGAAUCCCUGGUUUAAAAGGGGAAGAAGGAGAAAUGGGUCUACCUGGACCUGGUGGAGAAUGUGGGGAUUUGGGAAUAAAAGGUGAAAGAGGACCACCAGGAGACAGUGGCUGCAUUACCAUUCGACUUGAGAAGGGACAAAAGGGGGAACCAGGUUUUCCUGGAGAGAAUGGACUUAGAGGUGGAAGAGGUGAAAAAGGCAAUGUCGGUUCCAGAGGCAUCCCAGGAUUUCCAGGGAAAAAUGGUCUCCCAGGACUGCCAGGUGACCAUGGUGACACUGGACUGAUGGGGUUUCCAGGAUCACAAGGUUUUCCAGGACCAAAGGGCUUUAAAGGAAUUAUGGGCUUUCAAGGACAACCAGGUGACCAGGGUGAUGUUGGCUUACCAGGAAUCCCUGGAAAACCAGGAUUGACUGGCCCAAAAGGACCUAAAGGUGAGAAAGGUGAUCCAACUGUUCUGCUUGGUACAUGUGGUCAAAAAGGGCCUCCAGGAGAUCCAGGAUUACCAGGACUCUGUGGAUUCCCAGGAGAGAAAGGUUCAUCAGGUAUCCAAGGGCAACCUGGAAGACCAGGAUCCAAGGGGCAACCUGGAUACCCAGGAAUACCUGGAUUUCCAGGUGCUAUGGGCCCUCAGGGAUUGCCAGGAGAACCUGGAGAAAGGGGGAAACAUGGAUUUUUAGGACCUCCAGGAUUGCAAGGAUUUGCUGGUUCUCAAGGCAGAAAGGGUCUUCCUGGACUGCCCGGACUAGAUGGCUUGGAUGGACUAAAAGGUCAAAAGGGUUCCCCAGGAUCUCCAGGUCAAAGUGAAACAGGGAUCCCCGGAUACUCAGGAGAACAUGGGCCGAAAGGAGACAGAGGUGAACCUGGAUGGCCUGGUAUUUCUAUUCCAGGUCCCCCUGGAGAAAGGGGGUUCCCAGGAUUUCCAGGUAGAAGAGGAGCUGUUGGACCUGCUGGACCUAUGGGAAGGUCUCCUGUGAGUGCUCCUCCUGGUCCUCCAGGUGACCAAGGACCACCUGGUGUAGAUGGCAUCAGAGGUCAGCCAGGGAAUCCUGGCCCUCCUGGAGAGACGGUCUUUGUGCGAGGAGAUCCAGGUGAUGUUGGUUUUCGAGGGGCACCUGGGAUUCCUGGACAGCGAGGGCAACAAGGAGCCAAAGGUCUUCCAGGGAACCACGGAAGAAGAGGCCCAAAGGGUCCUAUGGGAAUCCCUGGCCCACAUGGUCCACCUGGUGCUACAGGACAGGCAGGGGACCAAGGUUUUCAAGGAAAACCUGGUCCUCCAGGUCCCUCAGGUUUCAUAGGUGACCCCGGUGAACCAGGAGAAAUAGAUGACUCAUGCCCUACAAUCCCAGGGCCACCUGGAGAAGCUGGGCAAAGAGGAGAUGAUGGUUCUAUAGGAUUACCAGGGCCGAUAGGCCACCCUGGACCCCAAGGAAGAAAAGGUGAAGAAGGGUCAUGUGGCCUGCCAGGUCAGGAUGGCUUGCCUGGGCCACCUGGGCCUCCAGGGGACCAAGGGAGUACAGGAGAACAAGGAUACACUGGGCCACAAGGUCCACCUGGCCAGACCGGUAUCCCAGGACCACCAGGCCCUCAAGUUAGAUCUGAAAGUGGAUUCUUGCUUGUUCUCCACAGUCAGUCAGACAGAGAACCACUCUGUCCACAGGGGAUGCCAAAAUUAUGGACUGGCUAUAGCCUGUUGUACCUGGAAGGACAAGAGAAAGCUCAUAAUCAAGACCUUGGUCUAGCUGGAUCUUGUCUUCCUAUAUUUAAUACCAUGCCUUUUGCUUACUGUAACAUCAACCAAGUUUGUUAUUACGCCAGCCGAAAUGAUAAGUCUUACUGGUUGUCAAGUGCUGCUCCUCUCCCAACGAUGCCGCUCUCCGAGGAGGAGAUCCGGCCCUACAUAAGCAGAUGUGCCGUGUGCGAGGCGCCGGCGCAGGCUGUGGCCGUUCACAGCCAAGACCAGUCAAUUCCUCCCUGCCCACUGAACUGGAGAAGUCUUUGGAUAGGAUAUUCCUUUUUGAUGCACACUGGAUCGGGUGAUCAGGGAGGUGGACAGUCCCUUAUGUCACCUGGAAGUUGCCUAGAAGACUUCAGAUCUGCACCAUUCAUUGAAUGCCAGGGUCAGCGGGGAACAUGUCAGUUUUUUGCGAACGAAUACAGUUUCUGGCUGAUAACAGUGAUGCCUGAAUUGCAGUUUGCAUCAGCCCCUCUGUCAGGAACUCUCAAAGAAGGACAAGAGCAGAGAAAAAAAAUCAGUAGGUGUCAGGUGUGCCUGAAGCAUGGCUAACAGUCAGGAAGAAA
Messenger RNA from Tinamus guttatus (white-throated tinamou), 5056 nucleotides. The record is from RefSeq and is a predicted model, not a curated record. Lineage: Eukaryota; Metazoa; Chordata; Aves; Tinamiformes; Tinamidae.